AUGAAACCUGCAACUUACUUUGAUCAUGUAUGCUCCCUAGCUUGCAUUAUCUUGUUUCUUGAGUUGGUUUCAUCACCAAAACUUGCUUAUGCGGAUUCCACUACGCAGGCAGAAGCCCUUCUCAAAUGGAAAUCCAGCUUUCUGAAUCAAACCGGGAAUAACAAUCUCACCUCGUGGACUUCUUUCCCCGGUAACGCCACCAAUUCAUCAAGUGCAUGUAAUGUUUGGACCGGUAUUUCGUGCAAUGCUGCCAGAAGUGUCAACCGGAACAACCUUACUAAUUCUGGUAUAAAAGGUACACUGCAUGAACUCUCAUUCCAGUCCUUCCCUGAUCUUGAAUAUGUUGACCUCAGUGCUAAUGAACUUUUCGACACCAUCCCACCUCAGAUUAGUUCCCUCUCCAAACUUAUCUACUUUGAUGUGUCCUAUAAUCAGUUAACUGGGAUCAUACCAACAGAAAUUGGUCUCCUAACAAAUCUUCAAGUCCUCCACCUAAACGGAAACCAGUUAAAUGGCUCAAUUCCUGAAGAAAUGAGCCAGCUCAAAUCUCUUUAUGAGGUUGCUCUCAACACUAACAACCUAGAAGGGUCCAUUCCAGCCUUCUUGGGUAAUUUUACCAACAUGACAAAUUUGUAUCUCUUUGGAAAUCAGCUUUCUGGUGCCAUUCCUCCAGAAAUCGGAAACCUAUCGAAAUUGGUAGAAUUGUACUUGGAUGAUAACCAUUUAACAGGACCUAUCCCUCCAAGUUUUGGAAACUUGGAAAAUCUAACUGUCUUGUACUUGGCCUACAACAACCUUUCUGGUUCUAUCCAUUCAGAUAUAGGAAAGAUGAAGUCCCUUGUGCAACUGAGCAUUCAAUCAAACAAUCUUUCUGGUUCAAUCCCGGCAUCCAUAGGUGAUCUGCCAAACCUCACCCUUCUUUAUCUCUAUACAAACAAACUUUCUGGCAGUAUUCCCAAGGAAAUAGGGAACUUGAAAUCUAUGGUGGAUCUACAAUUGAGUCAGAAUCAACUAAAUGGCUCGCUUCCAUCUUCACUGGGUAACUUGAGCAAUUUAGCUAGCUUGUUCCUCCGUGACAACCAACUUUCCGGCUCUAUCCCGCAAGAAAUAGGAAAUCUCACUGAGCUGACAAUUGUGCAAUUGGAUACCAACCAAUUUUCUGGUUAUCUGCCCCAAAACAUAUGCAGAGGUGGAUUGCUCCAAAACUUCACAGCAUUCGACAAUGACUUCAUAGGUCCAAUCCCUGUGAGCUUCAAAACUUGCAAGAGCUUAUACAGAGUACGUCUCGAAAGGAACCUGCUGACUGGCAAUGUAUCUCAAGACUUUGGUGUGUAUCCAAAUCUUGAUUAUAUAAAUCUAAGCAACAAUAAGUUGUAUGGUGAAAUCUCACAAAGUUGGGGACAAUGCCCAAAGUUAACAAGCCUGCUAAUUGCUGGUAACAACCUUACUGGAAGUAUACCAACAGGGAUUGGCAAUGCAACUCAACUUCAGGUGCUUGAUCUCUCUUCCAAUUAUAUAGUUGGUGUGAUUCCAGAAGAUCUUGGGAGGCUAAGUUUGACCUGUCCACCAACAAAAUCAACGAGUCAAUUCCAAGCUUUGUAG
Argentina anserina (silverweed cinquefoil) is the source of this 1602-nucleotide messenger RNA. Its product is annotated as MDIS1-interacting receptor like kinase 2-like. Gene Ontology annotation, molecular function: protein binding. Lineage: Eukaryota; Viridiplantae; Streptophyta; Magnoliopsida; Rosales; Rosaceae. The record is from RefSeq and is a predicted model, not a curated record. The transcript has 2 exons. Bases 1 to 1602 code for a protein of 533 amino acids.